AUGACUUCUCCUGGUGUUACCCUCCCCAGUUCUCUGGAGAUAGGGGGUUCUCUGGAUUUGGUUGUCAAUGGCAUAUUUUCCCCUCUAGGCAUGGGAGCCGGACCUCCUCCGGGAGUAUGGUUUCCAGGUCUAAGUUGGGCAUUUUUUCCCUCUGUCAACUCGGGAUCGAAGGUGACUUUUAGGGAGUUUUUGACCAUGCGGAUAAUCCGACCUCGAUUGGAGGAUCUUGGAAAGUUCCCACAUGAAGAGACUUCAGAGGCUGUAGCCAAUGAUAUCAUCCAGGCUGAUGCCACCUUCAUGGCAUGGCUUUCUGAAGUCGGAAACAAGAACCGCCCAGACAAGGGUUUGCUGGGGAUUUUCGCGUUGGUGAAACAGGGUAUGCUAAUGGUGACAGCGCGCGAUUCGGUCGAGCCGCCCUUUGAAUCGGCCCGACUGCGCCCUCGAUCUUCUGCGCCUGUGGAACAACCUCAUUUGCCGGCGGAAGGUAGCUCUAUGGACGUAGAGCGUGCGACAAGUACUUCGGAAAAUGUGGUCACGAGGGUUACGCCCGCAGAAGAGAAUUUGUGGGCGCCAUUCCCCAAAACCGCUGCUGAAGAGGAGAUAAACUACUUUCUGCUCAACCUCCUGAAUGCCUACACGCUGAGUCUCAAUGCUGGUGUCCGCUGCGAAUGGAUUGCUCACCAAAACCCAUUCCUAACUGUCUCAUUUGGUCAAGUGGAGCUGACCGCAUAUGUCGAUGGUUAUUUGAGGCAUAUUGGUGGGCAUGAGUGCCGGACCUCCUUUAGGAGUAUGGUUUUCAGGUCAAAGUUGGGAAACACCUCACAACUUGUUGUGCUUGGUGGCCAUUUGUUGGUGUGA
Penicillium verhagenii is the source of this 858-nucleotide messenger RNA. RefSeq lists its product as uncharacterized. The transcript has a single exon. The coding region runs from base 1 to 858 and encodes 285 amino acids. Lineage: Eukaryota; Fungi; Ascomycota; Eurotiomycetes; Eurotiales; Aspergillaceae. The record is from RefSeq and is a predicted model, not a curated record.